Molecule: messenger RNA, 3237 nt
Organism: Cyclocybe aegerita
Lineage: Eukaryota; Fungi; Basidiomycota; Agaricomycetes; Agaricales; Hemipholiotaceae
Source: the annotation of a GenBank genome assembly
AUGGCCGCCAUUCUUGGGGCCAUCCUACUGUCUUUUCUCAUCCACAAAGCCAGCGCGGCCGAGUGCGUUACCGCGACUGUUGGUUCUCCUUACAGCACUUGUUGGGAUAUCGCCGUAGCUGCCAGUAUCAACACCGAUCAGCUCAUCCAAUUCAACCCUGGUUUGAAUUGUGGCGCUCUUCAACUUGGCCAAAAGUUAUGCAUCACUGCCGGAGACCUUCCGUCCACUGCACCUCAGCCCAAUCCUGAUGGAUCGUGCAAGACUUACACGACGAUUUCUGGUGACUAUUGUGCUCUCAUUGGAACUAAGUUCGGUAUUACGGCUGCUCAGAUUGAGCAGUUCAACGCAAACACGUACAAAUGGAAAGGUUGCGCCAGCCUCCAACUUGAUUUCACUCUUUGUGUCUCUUCUGGAACCCCUCCACCCAUUCCGGUCAACCCCGAUCUUCAAUGCGGCCCCGAGUCUCCUAGUGGUGGUGAAUGCCCUCUGAAGGCAUGCUGCUCUGCAUUCGGUUUCUGUGGCAUGACGGAUGAAUUCUGCAACGCUGCGCCGAACGGAGACCCUUGCAUUUCGAACUGCGGCAAAGCGACGUUGCCCUCAUGCGGCGGUAGUCAACUCACUCGCAAGGUCGGCUACUAUGCAGGCUGGGCGGGUGCUCGUAAAUGCAACCCUGUCGGGGUCGAUAAACUUGAUCUUUCAACUUUAAGCCACGUCAUUUAUGCCUUCGCCGAGAUCGACGCCGACAUGAAAAUUGUGUUUGCUGAUGCGACCGAUGGUGAUCGUCUGCGCCAACUGGUCACCAAGGCUGGUUCACAAACAAAAGUCCUCAUUGCUGUCGGUGGUUGGACUUUCUCUCAAGGCGCCCUUAAAGACCGCUUUUCGACCAUGAUAGCUAGCGCCGCAAACCGUGCUACGUUUAUCGCGUCGGCCAAGGCAUUUAUUGCCGAUUAUAAAAUCGCCGGAAUUGACAUCGACUUCGAGUAUCCCGCCUCAAUCGAACGAAACGGACCCCCUGACGAUACCCCAAACCUUACCAUCUUCUUCGACGAGUUGCGAGCCGGUCUUGGAUCGGCGGAAAUUUCUCUCGCGACGCCUGCUGGAUAUUGGUUCUUGAAAGGCUUCGAAAUGGACAAAAUCGCCCCUAAACUCGACUUUAUCAACAUGAUGAGUUACGAUUAUCACGGGCCCUGGGACGCCGUGAUCGAGACUUCGAACUCCACUGCGCAACCACAGAGCUCGCUCCAGGACAUGGUCGAUAGUGCUUUGCUAUACGUGAAAGCUGGUGUCGAUCUGAAACAAGUCAACCUCGGUCUUGCAUGGUACGGUCGCAGCUACAAGCUAGAGGACUCAACCUGUGCUGGAUACAAUUGUGACAUGACGGGAGGAGGUACCAAGGGCGAAUGCACUGGCGAAAGUGGCGUCCUUGCUAACUUUGAGAUCGACAAUGUCAUGAUAGAUGCCGACAUUCGUCCCGUGCACGACAAGAGAUCAGAAACGCGAUGGUUCAAUUACAAGGGCGAUUUGAUCACUUUUGAUGACGAGGGCACAUGGAAAGCGAAGACUGAUUUUGCGGCUAAGACAUGCUUCGGAGGAACGAUGAUCUGGUCAAUUGAUCAAGAAAUUCCGAAAUCGAAUUCUGUUCCUGGAACAGCACUCCCGGUCACUGAUGGAAGUUCCACAUUGAAGACGCUCUGGGAGGUGCCCAAGGCUGGAACUUGUAAAAGCUACGGCACUCGCAUCUACAGCGCCCGUUUAUGGAAUAUACCGGGUGGCAUGGACUGGAAAGAGGCCUGUGAAGCGAGUCCUAUUACCAUCAAGGGAGUUGUCUACAACACUCCGGAUGCAUGCGAAGACAAGGGUUUUACAGGGGGUAUGAUCGGCAAGUGGUAUGUCAGCAGCGAGGACUCGCAUUGCAAACCGAACUGGGGGUCAAAUGCCAAUGACGGCUGCACGGCGUUCGGUGUAAGAAAAUGGUACAGCCGGCUCUGGGAUAUCAGUUCAGGCGUCGACUGGAUGACGAUGUGCACCACUACACCAAACACCAUCAACGGACGCAGGUAUGAUAGCCCGAACUAUUGCGAUGAUAAAGGCCUUUUCGGGGCGUGGGGAGUGUGGCACAUUGAGGAUUCGUCAUGUGCAGGGAAGUGGGGAGAUCUCAAGGACAACGGUUGUGCCGACACUCUAGGAAAGCGCGAAUAUUCGAGUAAGCUCUUCGACAUCAUCGGUUCCUGGGAGGAUGCUUGCGCGGUUCGUGACCACGAAGUGGAAGAUGAAUACUUCUCGAAACCGACCAAAUGCGAGAAGCAUAUCACCGGUAUCUGGGGUGUUUUUGAGGCCCAAGACAGCACUUGUGGAGUUCCACCUUGUCCUCCUGACAAAGCUUGGGACUACAAUGCUAAAGGCUGCAUGGACUGCGGCGGUGGAAGCAGACUCAUGUCCAUCGCCCGCGAACUGAACGGCACGGCUGCGAAUAACACAGUCCUGCACUCGGCACAGGGACACUCCAGCUUCGGGCGCGUACGGACUCACCACGUGAGGGUCACGGCGAACAUGUCUCUGCCAAGAAGGUCCUCCCUAGAGAAGCGAGCUGGAGAUUGCAAUGCUUUCUGGCUUCCCCGUCCCCAGCCAAACUACUUCCCCCAGGAUCCGUUGGCGUGGAUGAACCCCGCUCAAGCCGAGGGCCCCACCGCUGGGGAAAUUGUCGAAUCCCCUGAAGUAUUGAGGGCUUUCCAGUCUGCAUGGAACGACUCGUUCAAUACGCCUACUACUGCCCGUGAGGCAGGAGGAUGGAUUUACGCAGACCCCCAGAAUCCUCAACGCAUUUUCAUUCGUCGUGCCCAGCUCACUCGUUCCACUCCCAUGCACCAGCUUCGUCCUCCUGCAAACCGAGCAGCUGGUAUUAAUCUGAACGACCCUGAAUCCAAUCCAGGAGGACGGCCACCUGCAGGAUUCGUCCUUGUCGCCAACUUCCACACGCACCCGAUGGGUGAGGCUUAUGGUGGAAAUAGUCAAAAUCCCUCGACCGCCGAUCAGAUCAACGCAUGGGCCCGUGGUGUACCGGGGAUCAUCAUUAGUCGCCGCGGACUUAGGUCAUAUGGACCGCAACGCCGUGCACAGCUCAACGCACCUCAAGGAUACCCUAAUUCGAACGAGGAGUGGGGCGGCCAGAAUAGCGAGGGAACUCGCAUUGGAGGUGACUGGACACCCAACCAAGCCCCUAACCAACAAGAGCCUUGA